UAUAAAAAUAUGCUAUUAUAAUUUAAAUAUUCAUUUUUUGGUCAUCAAUACUUUAAAUAUUCUUUUCUGGUCAUCAAUAUUUAAAAUAUUUAGAUUGUAUAGUUUAGUUAAUUUACAUAAAUAUAAACAUGAUUUUUCAACCAAAAAAACCAAGGAAUAGUUUUCAAAUACAUCUUACAUAAGAGUAUUUUUUGAAAUUUUCUACAAUUUAAAAUAUAUAAACCUCGCGUAGCGCGGUAAAAAAACUGUAGUAAUUAUUAAUAUUUGAUUAGAAAGAAUUUUAACUGUUUGAGAUAUUUAUCUCAAUUUCUCUCAUUUAAGAGUUUUUAGUAUGAUUUUUUUUUCAAAUUUAUGAAUCUUAUAUAAUUAAAUAUUAAUAUACUUUGUGAGAUAUUCAGUUUGAGAAACUUCACAUAAUUAUGCUUUUACACUAAUAAAUAGUAACGUAUAAAUAGUAAAAUUACCAUCAAUCCAUCUACAAAUAAAAAAACUAGAUAUUGUAUGGAUCUUGAUUUUAGCUAACGUGAUGAUUCAAUAAUGAAUCACUGGUGUACUUAAACUUUCCAUUGAUAUAAAAUGACAAACAAAGAAAAAACUGAUAUAAAAAUAAAACUGCGUGUUUGUUAAUCAAAUAUCUUUGAUGGUAACUAAUUUAAUUAAAGUAUAGCUUGUGAAACAUGCAUCUUUCAUAAUCAAAAAUUGGUAGAUAGGUAUCUAUAAUACGUUCUUUGACAGUUGUUGGACCAUGAUCACGUUUAUAUCUGAUCUGAAUAUCCAAGAAUGUAUAUUAUAAAUAAACGAAUAUAUCAUAACUGAUUAAGUCUUCUUAAAAUAAUUAGUUGCGUAAGACGAACGGACGGAUCAUAACUUCUGCGGAUACGAGAAAUGGCGACGCCUGAGGAAGAAGUCGCACUUAUAGAAGAUUAUGUUAGCGAUUCCGUAGACCACCAUGGAUUUCCCGCCGGAAAACUUUCCACCGGCGGAUGGAGAUCCGCCUGGUAUAUUAUUGGUGUGGAGGUAGGAGAAAGAUUUGCGUACUUUGGUAUUGCCUCCAACUUAAUUACUUACCUCACCGGACCUCUGGGGCAAUCCACGGCGACCGCCGCCGUAAACGUCAACACGUGGUCAGGAACAGCCUCGAUGCUUCCUGUCUUAGGAGCUUUCAUAGCAGACGCAUAUCUUGGUCGUUAUCACACCAUUGUUGUGGCUUCACUCAUCUACAUACUCGGACUAGGACUAUUGACCUUGUCGGCUUUCUUAAUCUUAAUAAGAAUAUCCGAGCAACGUAACGAUACCGUUAAAUCGUUUUUCUGGGUGAAUAUACUUUUCUUCUGCUCUCUGUACAUGGUGGCGAUCGGACAAGGGGGUCACAAGCCGUGUGUUCAAGCGUUUGGUGCGGACCAGUUUGACUCGGGAGAUUCAAAGGAGAGAAUAUCUAGAGGAUCAUUUUUCAACUGGUGGUUCAUGACUUUAUCUGCCGGAAUCACUUUAUCUUUUCUUGUGGUGGUUUACGUUCAAGACAAUGUUAGCUGGGCCCUUGGUUUUGGGAUCCCUUGUUUGUUCAUGGUUAUGGCUCUUGCUCUCUUCUUGGUCGGAAGAAAAACUUACAGGUACCCAAGAGGUAACCACAAGGAGAAGAAGAACGCUUUUGCGAGGAUUGGAAGAGUUUUUGUUGCGGCCUACAAGAACAGAAAACUGAACUUGUCAGAUUCAGGUUUGAGUCAAGGUCUAUUAGAGGAUGGUUCAUCACAGAAACGUAAAGGUUGGCUUGAGUUCCUAGCGAAAGCGUUGCUAUCAGGAGAAGGAGGUGCAGAGCCAUGUAGUAUAAAGGACGUGGAAGACGCAAUGGCUUUGGUAAGGCUUAUACCAAUAUGGAUCACAUCGGUCAUAAGCACGAUUCCGUACGCUCAAUACUCGACUUUCUUCACAAAGCAAGGCGUCACAGUGGACAGAAAAAUCUUGCCGGGUUUGGAAAUCCCUCCGGCAUCCUUUCAGUCGUUUAUCGGCGUUUCGAUUCUCAUCUCAGUCCCAACUUAUGAACGUGUAUUCCUCCCGUUAGCUAGAUACAUUACCAAGAAGCCUUUUGGGAUCACGAUGCUCCAGAGAAUUGGAGCUGGAAUGGUACUCUCUAGCUUCAACAUGGUGGUUGCUGCGUUGGUAGAAAUGAAACGGCUCGAGACGGCUAAGGAAUAUGGACUUGUGGAUAGACCGGACGCAACCAUCCCCAUGUCGAUAUGGUGGUUCGUUCCUCAGUAUUUGCUACUCGGGAUGAUUGAUGUGUUCUCGCUAGUGGGUACACAAGAGUUCUUCUACGACCAAGUUCCAACGGAGUUAAGGAGCAUUGGUCUAGCGCUUUCUUUGAGUGCAAUGGGUCUUUCGAGCUUCUUGAGUGGUAUGCUUAUCACUGUGAUUGAUUGGGUUACCGGAAAAGAUGGUGGAGAUAGCUGGUUCAACACUAACUUGAACCGAGCCCAUGUCGAUUACUUUUACUGGUUGCUCGCUGCUUUCACCGCCGUUGGGUUCCUAGCGUUUUUGUUCUUCUCCAGGUUGUAUGUUUAUCGCCGGGUAGAUCAAGUCUAAGAAUGAGAAAAGUGUUGUAUGGAUAUACUGAUAUACAUAUUCAUUGUUCAUAAGGUGCAAAUGAUAUAUAUAAGACCAUGUAAAGACUAUACCACAAACAUGGAAAACUAUGUGCAUUACAAAUAACAUAUGCAUACUUGCAUAAACAUUUUA
Brassica napus (rape) is the source of this 2733-nucleotide messenger RNA. RefSeq names its product protein NRT1/ PTR FAMILY 5.16. The transcript is spliced from 5 exons. The record is from RefSeq and is a predicted model, not a curated record. Gene Ontology annotation, molecular function: dipeptide transmembrane transporter activity; tripeptide transmembrane transporter activity. NCBI's taxonomy places the organism in Eukaryota, Viridiplantae, Streptophyta, Magnoliopsida, Brassicales, Brassicaceae. Gene Ontology annotation, biological process: dipeptide transport; transmembrane transport. Gene Ontology annotation, cellular component: membrane. Bases 886 to 2580 code for a protein of 564 amino acids.